CGCAAGCCUUCAAAGAUUCUCCGGCGUGCGCAAUACGCACCCACGUCUUUCCCACUUAGGGGCGAAGCAACACCAUCCUUAUAUUAAUCAAUUCCAUUUGGGUUGUCUGGGCUAGAAUAACAAGAGAGUUUCAUUGCAUCGUCUGACUGACUAUUUCGCUGCUCCAAGAGCUUCGUGAAUCCUGAUAAGAAGACAUAGAAUGGCUCCUGCAGAUUUAAAUGUUGACUUGGGGAAUGAGUACACGCUUGAUUCAGUGAGGAAAGCUUUGAUUAGACAAGAAGAUACCAUCAUUUUCAGCCUCAUAGAGAGAGCCAACUUUCCAGUCAAUUCUCCCACUUACGAUAAAAGUUACGCCUCUAGUUCUGAUUCAUUGGUGGAGUUCAUUGUUAAGAAUACAGAGUCCAUUCAAGCUAAGGCUGGUAGAUACAAAAAUCCAGAAGAAAAUCCAUUCUUCCCCGAAAAUUUACUGUCCUCAGCCGCACCAAAUUGCUCGUUCCCACAGAUUUUGCACCCUGCAGCUGCUUCGAUUAACAUAAACAAGUGCAUUUGGAAAACAUACUUCGAUGAGCUGCUUCCAAAGUUUGUUGCCUCGGGUGAUGAUGGCAACUAUGCACAAACCGCAGCUUGUGAUCUUUCGUUGUUGCAGGCCAUCUCUAGGAGGAUUCACUAUGGAAAGUUUGUAGCUGAGGUGAAGUUCAGCGAAUCUCCCCAAGACUACGAGCCUCUAAUUCGUGCUCAGGACAGAGAAGGAUUGAUGAAUCUGUUGACAUUCCAGAGAGUGGAAGAGAUGGUGAAAAAGAGGGUUGAAAAGAAGGCCAGGGUGUUUGGGCAGGAAGUGGCCGAUCAUGUUGAGAGCCAAGGAAAAUACAAGGUCGAUCCAUCCGUGGUUUGUCUUCUGUACGAGAAAUGGGUAAUACCCCUAACCAAGCUUGUUCAGGUCGAAUACCUCCUACGCCGCCUGGAUUGAGCCGAAUUCAAUGCCUAAUGCUCGAGGAAACGUAUUUGAUGCUGUUGUUGAAAACAUCAGUCUGUUUACGACGAAUUAUUGUUUACUUCUUGUGAUCUUUUAACUCAUGGUUUUAAACUCAUGAAACUAGCAUUUCUAGCUCAAGUUUCAGACAAACUGCUUCACCUGAUAUGUAAUCUGAUAAUGUUAGAAAAAAUUAUGUUCUCCCUAAAAACUCGUGAAAAUUAUGACAGGGCCCUUUUGUCUGCUUCCUUGUUUUAUAUACGGUUUUCUUCAUAAUU
Messenger RNA from Neltuma alba, 1248 nucleotides. RefSeq names its product chorismate mutase 2-like. NCBI's taxonomy places the organism in Eukaryota, Viridiplantae, Streptophyta, Magnoliopsida, Fabales, Fabaceae. Gene Ontology annotation, cellular component: cytoplasm. The record is from RefSeq and is a predicted model, not a curated record. Gene Ontology annotation, biological process: chorismate metabolic process; aromatic amino acid biosynthetic process. Gene Ontology annotation, molecular function: chorismate mutase activity.